This is a messenger RNA of Galleria mellonella (greater wax moth), 5627 nucleotides long. Its product is annotated as alpha-(1,3)-fucosyltransferase C-like. Gene Ontology annotation, cellular component: membrane. Bases 121 to 1371 code for a protein of 416 amino acids. The transcript is spliced from 2 exons. Lineage: Eukaryota; Metazoa; Arthropoda; Insecta; Lepidoptera; Pyralidae. Gene Ontology annotation, molecular function: alpha-(1->3)-fucosyltransferase activity. The record is from RefSeq and is a predicted model, not a curated record.
UUACUGCUAGUCAUAACUAAACCUUUCCUGUGUAAGUUACUAUAAAAUAAUAUUUACUUUCUAUAUGCUGUGCAGUGCUUGAAAAAUGUAUAGUGAUAAUUGUGUUACAAGAAAUCAAAGAUGAAUUCGUUAAUAAUAAUAAAAAAUUCUAUCAGUCGAUACUAUGUCGCUAAAUCUGUCACGUUAAUUGCAAUUGUCGCUAUUGUGAUAUAUAUGUACGCUACGCUGUACGUGCCUGGUGGAAACGAUAACAAACCAAUUUUAUUUGAUAUACUUAGCCAUAAACAUGUAGAAGCAAAUGUAGAAACAGUAUCAAGAGAUGAUGAUAAUGAAGAACAAUUAUAUGAGGAACGAAAUGAAGAUGUGAAAUAUAUUCUACAAUGGCAUAAAAAGGGUUCAUCUCCAUUUUACCUCAUAGGCGAAGAUAACUCUGUCUUCUUUAAGUAUAACUGCCCAUACACGAGCUGUAUAAUGACCGAUGAUCCAAAUUAUUUGUCAGACGUAACGCGCUUUGAUGCUGUACUCUUUCACGGUAAUGAAAUCGAUCACGAGAUAUUAAAGUUACCGCCGAAAAGGUCCACAAAACAGAAAUAUGUCUUCGCUGCAACUGAAUCGGCUCAUUAUUAUCCUAUUCAAAAUCCCAUUUAUGACAACUUCUUUAACUGGACAUGGACUUACAGAUUAGACUCUGAAGUGUAUUGGGGAUACAUAACAAUUUAUGACUUGAAUGGUAUAGUUGUUGGGCCAAAAUUAGAAAUGCACUGGCCGGAUAUGGACCCUAUAGGUAUAGAAAUUCAGAACAAUUUAGUUAAUAAAUCGAAAGCUGCAGCUUGGUUCGUGUCCAACUGCAAUUCUAAAAGUCACAGAGAGCUCGAGGUUACUAAAAUUCAAAUAGAAUUAGCUAAAUAUGGUUGGUCAGUUGAUAUUUACGGAAAGUGUGGAGAAUUAAAGUGUCCCAGAAGUAAUUCGAAAUCUUGCUAUGAAUUAAUAAAGAAAGAUUACUAUUUCUAUUUCUCUUUUGAGAAUUCUUUUGCCGAAGAUUACGUCACGGAGAAGCUUCUGACCGCUUUGAACAAUUAUGCUGUACCGGUUGUGUUUGGAGCGGCCAAUUAUUCAAGGUUUGUUCCACCCGGGGCAUACCUGAAUGCUAGAGAAUUGGGUCCAGAAAAGCUGGCGAAAGCAAUGGAUGAAAUUAUCAAGAACAAGACUCGGUACUACGACUUCUUCAGGUGGAGAAACCAUUUCGUGUAUGAAGAGACAAUUGGAACUAUUGACGGAUGUAAUAUAUGCACAGCUCUGAAUGACCAAGAAAAAUUCAAUACGUACAGUUUAUAUGAAAACUUUAGAAAAUGGUGGAAUGAAUAUGAUUAGGAGUGUUCAUGUUUAAUAUAGUGAUGGUAUAAGAAUAACUUGUGAGCAAUGAUGAUUUUUUGCAAUUGGGUUUUGCUGAAAAAACUCUUACAGUGUUAAGCUUGCUUUUGUACAAUUUUUUUUUUCUAAUAUACAUCUCUAUGUAUUAUUGUACACCGCUCUAUCCGUUGACAUUGGUGCUCCUUUCCACUUUGAGUUUGCUGUAAGAGAAUACUUAGAGUUAAGCUCGCCUUUCUACAUUUAAUUACCUCUGUCAUAUUUUUUUUUUUUUGUAUAAUUAGUGUGUACAGUAAAGCAUUAAAUAAAUAAAUAAAUAUUAUUAGCCUGGACAAUAAAGUACCGAAAACAUAUAUAUACAAACGUACAAGGCAAAAAAAACUCGAAAAUGCAUGUAAGGCUUGUCGGCCUUGUACUUAAUAUUGUCUAGGUAAGUAGAAUAGGAAAUUACUUUUAAACUUUCAGGUUUAAUACUUAUUUAUUUUUAUUUAUUUAAAUAACUUUAUUAACCAAAAGAAAACAUGGCACAAAAGGCGAACUUAAUCCUAGUAGCAUUCUCUACCAGUCAACCUUUGGAAUGAACAAUGAAGCACGAACGCGAUAUUUCAUUAUUAGGAAUAGGUAAAGAAAAUAACAACUAAUAAUGUACAUACAUAGAUAACAUAAAAUGACGAUAAGAUUUAUAAAUAGUAUUUUUUUUUUAUAUUUCUACCGCCCAUUCAGAAUGCUAUUUCAGGUGACAUGAAUGGAGAAGAAUCUCAAAUAUUGUUUAUUUUUUUAAAUAGUUGAUUUUAUAAUCAUAGAUAUUUGUCAAUACAGACUAACAAACCACAUAAGAGUUAUGUAAAUGAUUAUACAAAUGUAAGUCCACUAUUAUAAAUAUUAUAAUGAACUGUAUAUGAACUAAAAUAUAUUCAGAUAUAUUUCAGACUUAAUUCGUGAGAUAGAUAAUAAAUAUACCAUGCAAGAGCGCCAGUUCCACUUGUCCCUGAUGCAAGCACGUUUGUCUUGUAAAAUAAAGUAUCUGCUUAAAUAUCAAUGUUGAUAUAUCAUAAUAAAUAUAGGAUAGGAUAAAAAUUGCCUAAACGUACGUUUCUAAGUUAUGUACACUAGCUGUGGUUACUGUAGUAACAUAAUAUAGUUAACAGUUUUUUUAUGCAUGUUAGAAUAGCAAACAAACUAACAAAGUAACCGCCCAUAAUAUUCCUCAUGCAUUGCCAUUCCUGAGGAUUAAGGUGUUAUGCCUCUGUACCCUAUAAAUUCACUGCCAUAUCCCACACUUCAAACCAAACCAACAAUGCAAACACAACUGCUUCACGGUUGAAACGCAAAUAGAACAAAGGUGCCCAAGCAAACGAUUUUUCUACAGUCUCCCUCUGGUAGUUGAUUGAAGAAAAUUGCCUGUAAUUGAAGAUACUACUGAUAUCACUAUUGUUAAAAUUAUUCAUUAUAACGGCUAGUGCAAUCUACUCGAAACGUAUGGGAGGUAAAUACUUUAUUUAAGACUAGCUUUUGCCCGAAACUUCCUUCGCGUAACCGUGCAUAUUAACUGACCAGGAUAAAAAGUACCUUUCUCUAUCGCAUACAGUACACGCAUACCAAAUUUUAAUUUAUUAAACCAUUAAGACGAUAUAACGUAACAAACAAACUCAUUUCCCCAUUCAUCAUCAUCAUCAUCAUAUCAGCUUUUAAUUGUCCACUGCUGAACAUGAGUCUCCCCCUUGGGGGAUUUUGCCAGUAGUUGCCACGCUUGACAGACGGAUUGGCAACCGCAGUUAGGCUUUAGAGAUGUUUUAAGAGGAACGCUGCUGCCCAUCCCUCGCCCUCCCAUAGUCGACUCUUACAACACCUACGGGAAAGGAAGGGGUGGCGUAUUCUGCGCCAGGAUCACACGUCUCCAUUUCCAUAUUAGUAAGGAUUAAAUCAUUUAUGUUAAAACCUACAAAUCACAUUAUAUUAAGAUAAGAUUAGGAAGAGAUAUUUGCCCAGUAAUGUGAUAUUAACAUGUUUUGUUCAUUAUGAUUAAAAUUAUGACCGUAUUACGGUCAUUCAACCAAGUUUCGUCGUUACAUAUUCAGAGGCGUUUCUCAUUUUAUAAAAGUGCACGAACGUUCCGAGGAAAUUACUCCGGGAAGCGAUCCUUUUUACAAAAAAAAAAGAAACUUCGAGAUUUGUAAGCAUCUUUGUUUGCAAAAACAAUUAAACCCCAUUUUUUUAAAUAAGAACUCGUUUCGUGCUCGACUAGUCCCAAGUCAGUGUAAAACGUGCAGAUUACUGGGGAUUAUAAAUAUUUUCAUUAAUUGAAUGUUAAUAAUUGAACGGCCAUCAGAGCAGCAUAGAAAAAUCCCUGGCAGCGGAAAUUAAAAAGUGCUUCGCGUCCGGUCGGAGUGGCUGGCUUGAGUGCAGUGGAAAAAGUUGGCCGAAACUGGACGGAUUAACUAACCAUUUAAUAAGUAUAUAUUUUGUACAAGUAUUAAGUAUUUUCUAAGGCGCGUGAAUAAGUAGUUGUUUUUAAACUCAAGUACCUAAAUCACCAUUCUUUAUAACUUUAAGUAUUUUCUGAUAUUUACCAAGAUUAUUGUUUGUAUUUCCGUAAAUGUUAAAUGUUUCACACAAUAUGGUAAUGUAAUAUUCUUUUCUUAUACUUUUACUUAUGUAUAUGUAAUUACAAAUACAUAAGUAAAAUUUAAUUAUUAUUAUAGCUAAAAUUUUAAACACCAUAAAACAAAAUAGUCUGCUGUAUCUAAGCCACAUAAAACAGAAUAAAUAGAGCAGUCUUCUGAAUCUAAUGUUACUGAAACACCAGGCAGACUUCAUUGUCAAAAAAUCUAAGCCAGCGGUUCGUGUUCCGAAACACGGGGGUUUAUUGUAAACGCUUAUAACUGGAUAGUUUCAUAGAUGGAGACUUUGUAGAAAAUUCGUUUGCUUGAGCACCUCUAUCCCAUUCGUGUUUUAUCGUAAAGCAGUUGUGUUUGCAUGGCUGUGUUACGGUUUAAAGGAUGGAAUAUGACAGUGAAUUUACAGGGUACACAGGAAUAAUACCUGAGUCCUCAGGAAUGACAACUCAUGGGAGGUAUCAUGAGCGAAAUACUCUGUUAUGUCCAUGGUACUGCUCGUGUCUGUAGGCGACGGUUACCACUUUCCAUCAGGUGGGCCUUCAGCUUGUUUGCCAUUCUAAGUUGCAUAAAAAAAAGGUUAAAUUGAGUUGCAUUGCAAAUUGGCCCUAAAUUUACAAAUAAAGCAAGCUUGUUUUUAAUCACGUGACGUGAAUUGGUCAAGUUUUUAAGUUUGUAAUAAGGAACCAGCAACUCUACUCUAGAAUCUAAUAUCAAUAUCACUCCAAUCUAUUUCCAAUAACAAUUUUAUACUGCAUUCAUGAAACAACAGUUCGAAAUUAGGUUAUAAUUGGGAUCGGUUUACAAUAGUUUUCAUUGGCAAGCCACGUUAAUAUGCAUCUAUCAGAACAAUAUGGAACUGUUACGUCACUAGUAUUGCAAUUCAAGAGUGCGCAAGGUUCGAUUAAUAUCGAUUUAUUGGAAUUUAUAUCAAGUGUAACCACAUAGGUCCCGUUUCAAAAUGGCAGUAAAAAUCGCCAUACUUAUCACUAAGUCUUCAACCUUCGAUACGAAAUGACAUUGUCUCAGAGAAGAUUGUCAUGAUGUCCCAACUUGGAACUUAUAAUUUAUUGGAUUAUAUAGCUAAAUACAUUGUAAUGUAUUAGAUUUUAUAUAGAUGUAAAUAAUAUAAAAUAAGCUGGAAUUAUACAUAUAUUAUUUACAGCCUAUAUAUUUUUUUUUACAACACAGGGGGCAAACGAGCAUGCGGCUCAUCUGAUGGUAAGUGACUACCGCCGCGCAUGGUCACUCACAACACCUACGGCAUUGCAGGUGUGCUGCCGGCCUUUAAAAAGGAAUAUGCUCUUUUCUUGAAGGUUAUGUUGUCGUAUCGGUUCGGAAAUACUGCUGCUGGAAGUUGAUUCCAAAGAGUGGUUGUGCGUGAGAGAAAGUGCCUUGAAAAACGCACGGUGGAGGACCGCCACUCGUUCAGAUGGUUGGGAUGAAAUUUUAGUUUAUGGCGGGUUGUAUGAUGGUGAAAAUCUGCAGCAGGCUAUAUAUAAAAACUAGCCAAGCUAAAUCUCGAGAUUAAAUUAUAUUCCAAGUAUAAAUAAUAUAUAAAGUUUAUUUAUAUAAUACUGAUUUAAGAGUUUGUAAUGUCUAUUAAAUAGCAAACAUGGUAAUAGUACCAAGAAACAAGAAAUC